GCGGCGGCGGCGGCGGCACCACCAUGGGCCCGGCCCGGCGCUUCCCGUGGCCGCUGCUGCUGGUCUGGGCGGCCGCGGCCGGGACAGGGUCGGCCCAGGGGGUGCAGACUGAGAACGUGACCGUGGCAGAGGGCGGGGUGGCGGAGAUCACCUGCAGGCUCCACCAGUACGACGGGUCCAUCGUCGUCCUCCAGAACCCGGCCCGGCAAACGCUCUUCUUCAAUGGCACCAGAGCUCUAAAGGACGAGCGUUUCCAGCUGGAGGAGUUCUCCCCCAGAAGGGUCCGGAUAAGGCUCUCGGAUGCCCGGCUGGAUGAUGAGGGCGGCUACUUCUGCCAGCUGUACACGGAAGACACCCAUCACCAGAUUGCCACCCUCACUGUGCUUGUGGCCCCCGAGAACCCCAUAGUGGAAGGUCGGGAGCAGGCGGUAGAAGGUGGCGAGGUGGAACUGAGCUGUGUCGUGCCCCGGUCCCGACCGCCAGCCAUGCUUCGAUGGUACCGGGACAAAAAAGAACUUAGAGGUGUGGACAGCCGGCAAGAGAACGGGAAGGUGUGGAGUGUGGCCAGCACGGUGCGCUUCCAGGUGGACCGGAAGGACGAUGGCGGCAUCGUGACAUGUGAGGCUCAGAAUGCAGCCCUCCCUCCAGGCCACAGCAAGCAGACUCAGUACGUGCUGGAUGUCCAGUACUCCCCCAGUGCCCGGAUUCAUGCCUCCCAGGCCGUGGUGAGGGAGGGAGACACGUUGGUGUUGACUUGUGCCGUGACAGGGAACCCCAGGCCCGGGCAGAUCCGGUGGAGCCGGGGGAAUGAGUCGCUCCCCGAGCGGGCAGAGGCGGUGGGAGAGACGCUCACACUUCCUGGCCUCACCUCCCUAGACAACGGCACCUAUACUUGUGAGGCCGGGAACAAGCACGGCCAAGCGCGAGCUCUCUACGUUCUGGUGGUCUACGACCCCGGCGCGGUGGUGGAGGCCCAGACCUCAGUGCCCUAUGCUAUCGUGGGGGGCAUCCUGGCGCUGCUCGUCUUCCUCAUCAUCUGUGUCUUGGUGGGCAUGGUCUGGUGCUCCGUGCGGCAGAAGGGCUCCUAUCUCACCCACGAGGCCAGCGGACUGGAUGAGCAAGGGGAGGCCCGCGAGGCCUUUCUGAAUGGGGGCGAUGGACAUAAGCGCAAGGAGGAAUUUUUCAUCUGACCCUUCCCCGUGUCCCGGGCCCUGGUCUUGGCCCUGGCAGGGUCUCCCCAGUCCAGGCCGGAACCAGCAAAGACUUUGACCUGGGCUAAGGGCCAUCUGGGAGUUUUCCCCACCCCUAACAUCCAACGAGACAGGGAGGCCGCACCUGGGCCAUUGUGAGGGAGGUUAGGGCUGGGGGCCGGAUGUUGAGAUGCCUAAGGGGGUGGGAAUGGGGAAUCAGGACCCUCGGGUCCCCAAAGGGGCAGGGAGUGGGGAAUCAGGGUGUCUUGAGUUCCCCAGGAGGGGAGGCUAAUACUUGAGUUCCCCAAAAGGAAGAGGAGAUCUGGAGACUUGAGUCUCUGACGGGCCAGGGGCUGGACGCUUGGGUCCAGGGUGGGGGUAGGGGGUGGGAGUAGGGGUAGAGUCUGGGGGAGGGGAGGGUGGCAGGGUUGGGGAGCAGCCUGGGGUGGGGGUAGGGGACUUGUCUUCUCCGGGAUCCCUCCCUAGGCGCUGUGCCAGCCAUUGUGAGAGUCCCCACAGACAUGGGGGACUGCUCUUUGCAAAGCCAUGUUCGCACGGUUGGGGGGGAGGGAUGGGGAUUCUGUGUCUUUGUCAUAACUCGUAAUGGGGGAGGGGGGCCUGUCCCCCUCUCCAGGCCCCACUCCUGCCCACAGCUUGGGCUCCCCCCACCCACCACAUGCCUCCCCUGGAUCCCUUCUCCCUCAACCCCCCAGGCCUCCCACAGGGCUCGCCCCCAUCCCUUCUCUCCUUCUCCAGGCCUCCGGGGGAGAGGCCCAGGGUCCACGUGUGCGUCUCUGUGGUUUUAUAUAUAAUAUAUUAAAAAAUGAAAAAUCUGUAUUAAAAAAAAUCAGAUUUCACCCCCCACCACCACCACCACGAUCCACCCCCAUUCCAGGCCUUUUUCUUGUAAAAACACGUUUUGUACGGGGGGGAGGGGGGUACGGAAGGGGUGGCAGCCCCACUAACCACCAUUAAACUAAGGAGAGAUUAA
Messenger RNA from Antechinus flavipes (yellow-footed antechinus), 2181 nucleotides. It is a transcript of the gene CADM4, whose product is annotated as cell adhesion molecule 4. The coding region runs from base 24 to 1190 and encodes 388 amino acids. The record is from RefSeq and is a predicted model, not a curated record. Gene Ontology annotation, cellular component: cell-cell contact zone. The transcript is spliced from 9 exons. Gene Ontology annotation, molecular function: vascular endothelial growth factor receptor 2 binding. NCBI's taxonomy places the organism in Eukaryota, Metazoa, Chordata, Mammalia, Dasyuromorphia, Dasyuridae. Gene Ontology annotation, biological process: negative regulation of peptidyl-tyrosine phosphorylation; regulation of wound healing; regulation of Rac protein signal transduction.